Molecule: messenger RNA, 30771 nt
Organism: Xyrichtys novacula (pearly razorfish)
Lineage: Eukaryota; Metazoa; Chordata; Actinopteri; Labriformes; Labridae
Source: the annotation of a GenBank genome assembly
CCCCCGCCGUCGCUGAGUGCAGUCUGGUGUAGAGACGGAGAGAAAGCGCUCAGAGUGAAGGGGGGCAGAGCAGCGACCACAACUCUGUCUGUGUACCUAGAGGACUCACUGCUCUUCACACACCUGCACCAGGUGAGUUGUACCACCCAGGCUGUUCCCUGUCGGAGGGUUUUAUUGUUGUUCCGUCUUGCUUGAUACACUUGAAUCCACUCAGGACUUUUCUUAGCUAGCAGCUCUGCUAUCCAGCUAAUUCAGGCUGUCAAAACAACAGACAGAAGCAUAAUCUGCUAGCCACCACAAAGCACAGGGUUACUCUGUCUUUACGAGGUGUUAUCAUCAACACGAAAUGAGUGUUUUGUAAGUUUAAAGACAGAUGUGUUCGUGUAGUGAGCUGUCAAAAUAAUAUCACGCUCUGUUAAAGAGUUAUGGGGCUUUUUCUCGGAUGUAGCUGCUGUCGUUAGCGGAGUAGCCAGCUCGCUAGCUCGGUGUAAACAAACCCAUCAUGAGGGGCUGCAGUGGGCUUCUUAUUUUGACUUUGUCGAUAAAGCGUGGAUGAAGAAAGAGAUAGUAACGUUUAAAUGGGAGAAAAUAAAAAUGUCAUAGUGAGUUGUUGUAUUGAACGUGAAGGAAUUGUCUCUUUCAGGCUGGAGUUUUGGGGUUUCUUUGUCUUGCUUGCUCUUCAGUGUUGUUUUGACUCCUCUAUGUUUCUUACUUUGGAGCAAUUUUUUGUAUUUUUGUAUUUUGCUCGCUUUUAAACAUUUUCAGAGAGAUUAUCAUCUCUUAUUCACCAGGAUGUAAGUACUGUCUUUAAAGACUGUUUUAUUUUAUCAAAGGACAGUCCUGUUUUGGCUCUGUUUGGCACUUUCCUAAACAUGUUUCCCAGGCUAAGAUGCACUUUUCAUGCAGUGACUAAAUUAAUCGAUUUGACAGGAGUCAUAAUACAAGCUCUAACCAAUAAGCCAUGGUUGGGACUCUCAUGCCGUGUGUUCUGUAAGUUGUGAUUAACAACUCAGUAUUUUAUUUUUAGGUGCACUCAAUGCACACACACACAAAGUAUUGCAUCUUCAGUUUGCCACAAGGCAUGAGGUCAUUUUAUCAAUAUUUUAUGGGGAAGGGUAGCUGAUAGCCUAUUUGUCUUGAACCCAAACUUCAUGUACAAAAACACUCCCAGCUGUCCCCUAGCGUCAGAUCAGUCCAUGGAUAUUUCAUGAAGUAGAGUCCAAGCUCAUGUUUAGGUUGAAACUCAGCUUUGCUUUUUUUAUCAGUACAGUGUGACCGAUUAGGGUUAUUAUUUCCAUGCAACUCAAAAAUCUAUGUCUGCAGGUCAGUGUAUUUUUGUGUUAAACCCUCAUACAGUAGGGAUGCAAAGCAGAUAUUUGCAUGAUUUGUCUAUACAGACGCCAUGUUAUGCAGAAAAAUCAAGUCCUGCUCAAAGCAGUGCUUCAAAAUACAGUCUAUGAAAUUCAUCUUACCAGGAAAUUUGCAGUAAUUCCCUGCUCUGAGAGAUCAGUUUGCAUUCAUACAAAGACUGAAUUCAGAACUUGUUUCACUCCAGCUGAUGUGUGCACAUACUGUCAUACUGCUUGACACCACUGCUGAGCAAUUUGCCUUUAUAUUUACUGGCGGUUCAACUCUCUAGAGAUUUUAAUGUAUGAUGAAGUCAUUUUUGACAGUGUGCCAGGCAGGGGAGCAGCUAAACAUAGCUCCUAAGAAUAGUAGAGUACUUGUCAGUGCAAAAUUGAUUGAUCAUAAGAAAAGAGAAGCCACUCCUAACUCUUUUUUUUCCUGUCUGUGAUUUCUUUCCACCCUUCACAUGCCUGAAAAACAAGCUUGUGUUGUGUAAAAUAAAAUAAAAAAAAAACAAAGCGCCUUUUACUGCCUUGUUGAACAUGUAACAUCAGUAAUACACCCAGCUAAAUAAUCCUGCCAAUAGUCAGUAACUUUGUAAGAGCAGGGUGCUUCUGGCACCCCCAAAAACUGUGUUCAGAAGAGCCAGUGUUUAUAGAGAUAUAUUGUUUAAAAAAGCUUUCUAACUACUGGAGUGUUUGCAAAGAACUGUGAGUGUUUAUAUGUUAAACAAACUCUUGAGUGUAUAGCAGACAUACGGCUAAAAAAACAAAAGUGAGUCAACCAGACUAAAGUCCAAACUUGCAUUUGGUACUUUGACAGUCUCACUGUUUCAUGUUACAGGAACAAAAAGCACUAGUCUUGUAGUUAGUAGCUUCAGGUUUCCUUUUCGUUGGAACAUAUAGGGAGACUAUUUUUAUCCACAUGUGACCCACCUUUGGAUCACCACCCAAGGCUCGAAAACCAUUGCAUUUAGUUGGUCUCACCAGGGGAGCAAACAGUGUAUUGACCUUGUUGUGGUCUGUGCUUGCUUUGCUUUAUGUUCAAAACCGACAAUGCAGUGUCUUUUUUAUAGAUCUGAGCAGCUAUAUGGACAAAAGUGAACAGUUUAGACCUGUAACACAUUUUGAAAUGAUCAGGGAUUCCUUGCUCUGGUUAAAAAAAAUGUUCGGAGUUUCUUUGAAGGGAAAACAAACUCAGCGGAUUGAUUUUUUUCAGCCUUCACCACCCACAGACUGUGAAGAGAUGAUAACUUGGUGAAACCAGCAGGCAGUGCCAGUCUGUUACAUGAAUGUUUUAUGUGGAUUUUUCUGCUUCUGCACAUGGAUCUGAUGGCAUUGUGUCUGUGGAAAGUCUGGAUUGUGGGAACAAAACUGGGUUGCCUUUUUAUUCAUUUAUUGACAUCUUAGCUUCCUCUUUUUUUCAGUGAGAUCACUUAUCUUUUCUAGGAGUACCUUCUGUACUGGGCUUAAACAGCUGGUAGGUUGCUGAGCUGUUUCUAGCGGGUAUUUGAUAAGAGAAAGGGACAGUGUUGAACAGAGGAACCCAAGUAUGUGUGUGUGAUACAGUGUGUGCUGCUCUAGGUUCCUUUCAUAUCAACCCAAACAGCUGACUAUGACAAAUUGGCCCAUCUCCUCUGCAGAAGGACACCUGAAUGUCACCUAACAUGAGUGUAGUGUGUGUAAUCUGUCAUGGUAUUUUUCUCCUGCCUUCAAAUCAAUAAGAAACAUCUUUUUAAAUCAAGUGUCACAGAGACAUUUAAGAUCCAUAGAGGAUUGUUUUUAUUCUAUGAUGUUUCCACCCUAUCUGUCAUUCUUUGCGUAUUCACUUUGUAGUAACUUUUGCUACGUGGCUGUGUGUCAUGGUGAACGAGGGAAAAGGGGAAUGGGUGUGUGUGCUUCCCCCUCACACUGGAUCUCUUUGUUUUUGUCUUUCCAUCAUAAGACUGCUGGCAGACACAUCAGUAACUCAUUGCUGUACCAGGACUUAGCAAUCACCAGGGGACUCACAUACACAACCUAGAUAUGAAGACAUAAAAAAAAACACAAAGCUCAUCAUAAAACUCCAAGUCGUUCUUUUGAAAUAGUUCAAUAUUUACAGCUGCUUUAAGGGGGAACUAGAUGUGUUUUUGGCUCACAAUAUCAGGCUAAACUUGUUUGGGGAAAAAAUAGUCUUAAAUAAUUACUUCCUCUUAAAGAUUCCCCUCCAAAAGUUGAAGCAAACGCUUUAAAGACUAUCCGUGGAGGCGACCAAUCAAAGGUUUUCCCUAAUAUCAUGUUAGGGUGGGUGUGUGGAUGCGUGUGGUUGUGUUUAAGUGUAGGUCUCUGCAGGAGCACAUAAUUCCAGUGAACAGUAAAAGCAGCCAUGUGGUCUCCAACAGCAGGUUUGCAUCAUUGUAAAGCGCUCCUAAAUACAAAGGGAGGCCUAUACCGGCCCUCUGCCACAUCAACACGCAGCGUGAAGCUCAGUGAAUGACCCCUGAGCAGCCAAUCCUCAUUUUGUGGAGAGAGAAUGUGACGUCCAACUCUGCCGCACACUUCAUGGAUAGUGAUACUAGAUAUUAACAAAUUAACCAGCCAGCAGCUUUUCUCAAGGGUGUAUUGAUCACCAAAUAUGAUAUGAAGCGUUCAGCACGAAUUAAACUCUGUUGAAAAAGUAAAAGUCAGAAGCUAAUUUUGCUCACAUUAAUUGCUUUGUGGGGACAACACCGCUGAGACACACAGGGAGACAAGCUAUUGACGUCAAUACUACUUUCUUUCUACCAGACGAAGCACUCAGGAGUUUAAGAUAUUGACAAUUGAGCAAGAAAACAGACUAAACCAAUACGCAUCACUCCGAGCGCCCACACUGAUCCUGGCUUUUCCAGGUACAUAAAGAUCUUUCUGUUGGACUUGUACUGAUAAUUAAAGGAGUGUCACACAGGACAGCGGGUCACGAGACAGCUGACAUCACCACAUUGUUUAAAGAGCAAUGUGCAAAAUGUGUUGUCACUGGAAGUUAUCCUUUUAUCUUGCGUAACAUUGACAGGCUUAAGUUUGACUAAACUGUUGACGUGGCCUUCUGAGAUAAGGAAUCAAAUAACAUCAGCAAACUUCAUCUUGAAGUCCUGGUAUAGUGAAACUUCUCUGAGCAAAGUAUCAGGUUGGGAAAUCACUUGGUGGUGGGAAAAACAAAAACUUGAUGAAGAAACCCAAGAUGCAGGUCUUGGAAACCUGUUUUGACUGAUUUUAAACUGAGAUACAUGGAGAACCUGUUGAAACACACGUUGUACUGUCCUACCUGAAAAACCAGGGUCAUUCCUCAGUUAUGUUCCUGUCUUAGAUGCCUUAAUGUUUAAGCAACACUUGGUAAACAUGAAAUCAGGUUAACUAUAUUAUGACCCAAAUAUCUAUCUUACCUUAUCUAAGACAGACACAAUGACCUACUGUUGAAUGGCUGUGAUGAAUAUUUUUCUUGACCUUAUAUUGAUAGAAAUAGCAGAGUAAGACCCCAUCAUGACAUAUUGUGCUUUUUUAUCAAUGCUUUGAGUCAUGGAUUGUGUUAUUUGUGUCAUUGUUUAAUCAUUGACUGUGAUCAACUAUCUAAGAAUUCGGUACAAAUGUGAGGGAAAAACCAGAAAAAGGAGAAAAACGCACUAGUUUUCACCACCCCCUAUGUGACACAAUGUUUAUUGUGUAACUCCUCUGAAAUGUGUGUGUUUGUCGGUAUGUGUGAGUGUCUGUCAGGGAGAGUAAUAACAUAGCAGGUGACAGGCCACGGGCCAUAUCUGACCGAGAGUGACUCAGACAGCGAGCACACGUCAUAGGAACACAAGACAUGCUGCUUGUCAGACACUUUCGUUCUCAAGCCUGAACUGAACAGGUUUAACGGAAACGCCUUGACUCUCCUGUGAAGGUGGCAUAACGUCCUGGACUUGACAUUGUAUCUGCUGGUACAAAGUUAUUAAGGUAUAGAAAGGAGGCUUUUUAACUGGAAAAGGACGCUGUGGCAGUUGUGUAAGUGUUAAAAGAUUUUUGUGAGUCUGACACUGGUGACAGUUUUUGUUUUCAUACCAAUGCUACUGCUACAUGUAAUUUGAAACAUUUAAAGCAUAAACACAUGAAUUUCUUUUUCAGUCAUUUAUUCCAUUGCAACAUACAACAAACAGAAUUGCAAACAGCUGAUGACGGGGGUUUGCUUUCCACGUUGUGUAUUUUCUUGGAAGCCAACAAGUCUGUGUGAGAUUGCAUAUCAGAAGAGAAUGCUAAGUGUGUUCUUACACUUUCCAUAUUAUGAAUCAAUUUCUUCAUUUUUUUUUUAAUUUUUCACACGGUUUUUGUUCGUCAACAGCCUUUUUGUAACCAGUGUUGAAUUAGUCCUUAAAUAUGUUAUGCUGCGUAACACACCUGUCUGUAAUAAAGCAACGACCAAGGAGCAGCUGGUAAAUAAGAACCAUAAAGUGGAGAAUUGAGAGAUAUUUGACAGUCAUCAUAGGAGGAAAAUACCAGCCAGAAAACUUUGGAAAAAAUGUUUUUCAAUUCCAAAGACGAUUCCGAAAAAUGAUUGAGAUUUUGGAGUUUGUCAAAUGAGCACAAGGCAGGAAGAUACAAAUCCACACUAAGAGUCGUCUUUGUAGGUUCAUUUACACGCCGUAAAGCGAGUAAACAAUCUUUAACAUUUUCACAUUUUUCUCUCCUCUAGUCAAGGAGACGCACUCAGCUUGUCUACACGUGUAAAAGAAGCUCAAUUUUCUGCCUUUAAACGCCUGUUUGACAAUACUUGAGCAUUUGACCUUUGUCCUAUAUUUGUAGAGGUAGACACUGGUUUUUCCUCAAACAGUCUACAGCUUACAACCUAGCGUGUCAGCACUCAUUCAUUCAAAUACUCCUGCAGUAUUAAGGCAUAUUUGCAUGUCAGACAUCAAGACGAUGCAGUGGAGCAGGUUUAGCGAGUCAAAUCCCUUCCUUGUGUCUCACUCUCUCGUUCUUCAGUUAACAGAAGUCAAGCUUUCUCCUUCUUCUGUCUGCUGCCUCCAUGUGCUGUUAGCUCUCUCAUGAAUCAUAUUUUCUCCCCCAGCUCCCAAACUGAACGUAUUUACCCCGUACUCAGCCAGUACUUGCCAUUAUUUAGCACUCCUGCGGCUCUCCCUCCUCUAUUACACAUGAUUUAUACACAAAUUGAAUUUUAUAGUACAGUCACACUCAUGACAGAUAGGCCACUAGACCUGAUGUUGGUCCCUAGUCCCUAGUUAGAGAACCAGAAGUGGGUACUUGUGCAUCUUUUUCUUUUUUUUAUCUACUUCCACUUUUUACAGCCUUUGCCAGCAGUCACCUCUUACUCACUCCCUUGAGGAGGCAAAAAAGGAGAACAAAUCACUGCUCAUUGACGUUUCCUUUUCAGUUUUCACAAAUAUAUAUAUUUUUCUUACCCUAGUAUUAUUAUUUUCUACAUGAGGUGCUGUUGAGUUUCUCUGCUAGUUGACAGGAUUGUGUCUUGGAGCAGGUUCCCCACAGCUCUACAGUGACGAUGAUUGCUCUGGAGUGAAGUCAGCUGUCUUCUGCCUCUGUGUGUGUCUGUGUGUGUCUGUUUGUGUCUCUGACUGAGGGGAAGUGAGAGUGAGACAAAUAGAAAGAUGGUGACAAUAAGCAUGAGGAAAGCAGGGCACAUGCUCAUGUCUUUGUGGACCUGGAUAGAUGACCUUGUGUGGACUCUGGUCGCAUGCUAAUCUUGGGAUUCAUAAUUUCAGAUCAUCUCUUAAGUGCAGUCUCAGGUUGAAAGAAAUCUGUGCAUUAAUUAUACACCAAUAAUAAUCAUUUAUACCUGCAAAAAUCUGACUGAAGGAAAACUUUUAUGACUGUUUCAGUGUUACAGGACAAAUUGAUUAGCUUUGCACAAAGAGGACAAACAGAAGAAAACAACUAUCCUGUGGCAAAAGAAAACCAGGUUAAGGGUGUCUAAUGCUUGUUUUUUUCUAUGUCAUUUCUAAUUUGUUCAAUUUAUGCAGAUCUUCACCUUGAGAUAAGCUUAAGGACCUUAGAAAAAAUCUGUUUCCAUGACAUCAGUUUCACCCAUCUUUAAAAUACAAAGCUACAGUCAGGUAUUAUUUAGUACAGCUCAUCCUAAUGUAACUUUUUGCAACUGUAGCCCAUUACCAAGUAAAGACCAGUAAAGGAAGUGUUGUCAAACCAGUCAAGUCUUUGUGAAGAGCUAAUCCUGUUCGUUGUUACUUCAUAUUGGCUCUGCAGACUGAGUCGCAUCAAACCUCCGAAGACACAGUAAGAACCAGUGUUUUGAUGGAGUCUUAGAGGUAAGGAAGAUGAUUCUUUGAAAUGAAGGUCACGUGUUUGAUCCCUCAAAAACUAUUACCAGCCUUCUCGAUAACAGCAGUCUCCAAAUGCCACAAAUCUUCAGGUACUGUGAGAAACACCUGUAAGUACAGCCUGUAAUGCAGUGACUCAACCUCACCUCCAUCUACUACCUUUUGAGGCUUCGAUAGCCUUGGACUUUGCACUUAAGAUGGAGAGUAAGUCGUGACAUAAAGAGCGGGAGACGUUGUUUAAGAAGUCUGUAGGGAAAAAAAGUCAGCGAUGAAGCGUUUUACAAGUCCUGAAGUGUUAAAUGUGACACAGAUGUGCCUAACAUAUACCUGCUUUCUGUAUCCUUGUUUUGGUGAGUCCUCGGCCCAUAUCCUCCAAACUGAAGACGACUGUUUUCCUGGAAAUAGGCUCCAAUUAUUGCCAUCGAUAUUUGAAGAUCAAUCAUGUCCCUUGUGUCAUGACAAAAUCACAAAGGUUUUAAAAAACUGCCAAAACACACACACACACACACACACACACACACACACACACACACACACACACACACACACACACACACACACACACACACACACACACAGCAGUGGGUCCACACUCUGGCUGUGUUAGUGAAAUUGACCUCUGGGUCACAUCAAUACUGUCAAUAUUUAAAGCUCAAUAGCAUCCAUAGUCAAAGGACAAUAGUGCUUAUUGAUGGUUUUAUUGUUUUAGCCUUAGAGCUGGUUUUAAAGUCAGGAUAAUGAACUACUGGGAUUAGCAGGGCAGACCAAUAAGGGUAUAAAAGACACCUCAAAUCCUCUUCCACCCAUUCAGGCAAAGGUUGUAAAUGUGUUUGAUUAUUCAGGCAACGGCAGUGUUGCUUAAGGGCAUAGCAGGAAAGGCUGUAAGUAAGGAAAAGGGCCAGAGAGCCUUGAUUACAGUGCUUGCUCACUUUCACUCUUACUCUGAGAUUUAUUUAUUUUACCAAAAUUAGCUGUCUUAAACAAAUUAAGUCUUACAAUUGUAAGUUAAAAAGACACAAUUAUGAGGAGAAAAAAAGGGUGAAGUACAAUAAAUGUUCAUAUUUGAGAUAAAAAGUCAGAAUUAUAAGGUAUUAUGAACCUGCAGUCCUUUAUUUUUUAUCUCUAAAGUUAAACUGUCUAUCUUUUAUCAUGAUUUUUAUUUCAUAUUAUGACAAACUAUCUUUAAAAUAUGACUUUAAUAUUGCUUUUUUCAUGUCCAAGCUCAUUCCUCAUUCAUAUUUUAUGAGCUGAAAUGUGCUGUCAUAAGAAGGUAAUUGGAUGUUAAAUCAAUCAUAGUAUUUUACUGUAGUCUAUGUAUCUGAUUCCUUCCAUUUUGGCAAGUAUAUGAUAAAAUCUUGAUAGUUAAUGCAUUAUUUGAUGAACGUUGUAAAGACAGAAAUUAUGGAUCCACACAUUUUGGCUCCACGUCUCUAGACUCUUGGUCUUUCUUUCCCUGCAGAGUGAAGGAUUCCUGUUGGUAUUUUUCAGGGAUGUUCAUCACCAUAUUUACCCUAUGCUGAUGUUUCCUGAACCUGACAGCAUUUAUGAAGGGAUGUACAUGUGUGAAGACUUAUUCAUACGUACCCAGUCCCUCCAUCCAGUUUAACAUUAAACAGAGACUGGUGUAGAGGGGAAAACUGGAGGAUAUACAACAUACUCAAGCCUUUAGUGUACCAGGAAGACCAUGAUUAUACCGAUCCUCUGCACGACACAUCUAUAUGAGUCACUGAACAUCCUGUUGUCGACGUACACAGUGUGUCAGCUGUUCCCUCUGAACUGAAACUCGAACGUUUGGUCUCAGACCCUGGGAAGUCCCAUUUGGUUUGGGUGUGUGAAUCGGGUUCUUUCUCUUCUUUUCCUCUUUAUUUGAAGUUCCAUCUAUCAUAAUGACUCUAUUUUAUCUCAAUAUGGGGUCAGGCUGUUCUGUUCAGUCUCCUCUGUGGUCGUCUGAACAGUGCUUGAAGACUGUGCCAAUGAAUGUGUGUGUAUGAGUGUGUACGUAAUGGGUUUGGCUCUUUCAAAGAUGAUUUGACUGAAGCACAGCUCUGGCAUCUAUAGAGGAAAUGUUAUAUAGUUGUCAUAUGGGUCAAAAUGGAGGUUGUUUAUGAUUCCUAUAUACAGUCUGUCUUACUGUAUCUAUUCCCAAACAGAUUUAAGGGCCAGUGUGUAGUGAGUGGGUGGGCAUGUUCAUCAGAAUUCGGACAGGGUUAGCAGAACGGCUGAGUGAAGAAAUGACUCGAGCACAUUGCAGUGUAAUUUUUCUAAGUUUAGUAUUGAGUCAGACAAUCCUGGAAUCAAUGAUUAUCUUCAGUUAGUCAGAUAGGUAGUCAGAGUGAACAAGAACUGAGGAGUUGAGGAAGUAGUCUUGGCAGAUAGGAGACGUAUCAUUCAUGGUAUAAAAUUGUCACAUCUAUAAUAUCAGCCAUGAAAAAAACUGUACAGCAUACCAGUGUAGUGUAAAAUCCACUCAUAUUGUAAAAGCAUCAGCUUUAACUCUGUGUGUUUCUACAACAUUCAAAGGCCUCUGUCCCACAAGGAAGGUGUGUAGGGCCCUUUGAUUUCCACAUUAAUGGAAUCCGGAUUGGCAAAUAAAAAAGGGAAUCUACUGUUUAACGUGGAAUUUCACGGAAAUCCCAGGGACCACUCAUUUGUGGCACCACCAGUGCAUCUCUCCAUAAACACUCACUUGCCACCUCCCUCCUGAAUAAACUGCAUGUGGAAGCGGCUACCAGAGACACUGGUUACAUCGUGCAAAAAACUUUGAAACUUUUGUCUGUCUCCAAAGUACAGAGCCGAGCAAUAUCCAAAUGACUUUUAUGUGUCAGGUGACAUGCUUUAUUGCAACUUUCUGUUGACUAGAAACACAAAAUAUACGUAUGAUGACCACUUGUCGUCUAAAACCCACUUGAAAAAUAAAGAAAAACACUGUACUGCUGCUAAUGCUAGCCAAUGCUAAAGUUUUUUUAACUGUCUACUUAAAGCACUUACUGGUACAUUGUUUGUUGCAACGUUAUGUUUUGACUUGAAAUACUGAGCAAUGAUGUAUUACAUCUAUAAAUUUAGGAAUAGUUGUAUUUUGUUAUUUGACAUUAUAGUUACUGACACUAAAAGCACUCACCCUACGGUAGUAAAUAAGUAUAAAAGGUAAAAAUCGAAAUUCUAAAAAAUUUAAACGGAAAAUAUUGAAUUUGGAAAAAAGUAAAACUGAUUUCAUAGUGCCCCAGGUCUGAGAUUACAGUCAUCAUAAAGAUCCAGGCCCUCAAAUUGGAGGUGAUAUGUAAUGCUUUAUUUUUUGAGUAAUAUAGUGUCAUGAUGUUGACUGGGCGACGCAUAGGCUGCCGUCUUUGUAAUGGAUUGGUUACAAAUAGAGUUCAAGGUUCAUGUAGGUACUUUGAUCAUAUUAUACAUUCGUUAUGAUGUGUUUCAUCUCAGUAAGUGAGUAAUUGAGUCAGAAAGUUCAAAGCAAAAAAGCACAGCUACAGUCAAACACAUCAAAGUAGUAGAAAUGUUAGUAAACUAUAAGUAACCUUCAUUUUCUCUGUCAUUGUUUACAAAUAUAAAGACAGAGGUGACCUCAUGUGGUUGUCCACACACGUACUUCUCUCCUUCUCCGGCUUCCAGACUUUUAUCAAACCCACACAGCACAAAACUUCUUGACCAUUUCAACCGUCAGGAGAGUUGUUUGUUCUUGUGUGACAAUCAGGCUUCAAAACUGUUAUCUUGGGAAUCGACUACUGCAGCAAAAUGAAGAGCCCCCAAACAUCUGAAGUUACUCAUUCCUCUUGUUCGCCAGCUAAUGUGAAGCCAGCAUGAAAUCUCACUUUUCAUCAUGAUGGAAAACGAGGGUGCAGUUACUCAAAAAAGAGAGUCGAUAUAAUUUUCAAAAAUAGUCGAUUGGGGAGAAAGAGGAGGGAGGGAAAGCGGGAGAUUGAUCAGACAAUCUUAAGGAGUAGAAGUGUUUGAUUUCGAUUAAGGGCUGGUGCCCACAGGCCAGCCUUCUCAGUUCAGCUCAGACGGUCUUCUUUCUAAUCUUCACAGCAGGGGAAAGCUCUACUGUCUGAUGGUCAAUGCCAUCGGGUUAUGAAACUCUGUAGUUUUCCUGCGGCUCUCUCAAUGAUUUUCUCUUUUAUUUCUUUUGUGCAGAGUUUUUACUUCUUAUCUCAGUUUUUUCCCCUCCUCUCAGUUCUUCAUUUUUCAUAGCAUGGCAGUAUUCUUUCAACACAGCAGAUGUGGUGAGAUGUUUCUUCUCUGGAAUAAUUAUCAUUCAGUGUAGAAAAAAAACAUGUAAAAGCAGCAUAUGUGAGCCUCAAGAGUAUUUCAAAGGGGUGAUUCACUGUUAGAGUUUAACUUUUGAUUCGUGAUAAAUGAUGCAGAGGUUCUUCACUAAAGGCGCUGUAUCGCUUGUGUUCCCAUUCCCUUUAUUUGAGGUCCAUUGCAGCUCUUUUGUCCUCUACAUGCUUACCAUAGCAAAUGAUGUUGUUAGCACUGCAGUCUGCCUGUGUGUGUACAUGUUUACAAGUACAUGCUCGGGCCCCUCGUUCCCCUAGAGUGUUCAAUCCCCUAAUGUAUGUUAGCGGUACCUGGUUUAAAUGAAGUGCUCCAGUGCUCAGGGCCCCUCUGGAGUGCUGUGUGCAUACAUGUGUGUGUGUUUGUGAGAGUUACACUGAAACCCACACAAAGAAAACUGAUCUCAGCAAUGAAAGACAUGCUGAUACGAAUGUGCAGCUGCAGUUCUCAUCAUUUAUGGAACAUUAAACUCUUCAGUCGCGUGAGUGUUUGGAAACAAGCUGCAGUAAAAGCAUGUGGAUAUGAAUAGGUCCAGGUCGUGUUCACAUGAGCUUAUUUAACCUUAAGGAGGCCCCACCAGUGACUUUUUUUAGGUGGCCUGUUUUAAAUAGUCCUAGUCGAGGUUGUGGGGAUGGUCCUCACAUGUUCAGUAAUAACAACAGCACACUUUUUCGUCCUAGUGCCACGCUGUGAUUUAUGUGUCUGUUUAUGGCUGUGUUGUAGUAGUGUUGGCAACCGUUCAAUCUAUCUGUGGCUGAAACUGUCAGGGGUAGUAUUUUAUAGAUAGAUUCUUUACAGGGUAAGACGUUUCUUUUGAGGUGUGCCAGAAAUUUUUAUUAUACCUUACCGUUUAUAUCAGUGUUCAAAGGGAUAAUGCGCAUUGAAUAUGUUGUUAUAGAGUUGAUCCAAACCAAGACAGAAUGAGAGGAACCCUGACCAAUUACAGUUCUCUGCUUUUAAAGCUGUUGUUAGGAGGAAAUGGCGAUUCAGAGUCAAGUGUUAACUCUGCUGUGAAAAAACAGUGCUAUUGCAGUUUUUAAUAUAGGUCAUGUCAGUGUCACAUAUCCCAUAAAACAAAAGUCAGACAUACUUUUUGGGCAGAACCACUUUUGUUCAAGAGAUUUUAUCAUGAUUAUCAUGAACGUACUUGUAAUGCAAAAAGCUGCGGCAGGGAGAGCACAUACCCAAGGAAGCCAAUAAGCCAAGAAAGGUAAAGCAGCAGCAAAGCCAGUCCUACAUCAUCAAUGGCACCAAUGACAGUAUAUACAGUAUAUAUGACUUGGUACAGUUAGAUGGAGCACAGUGGUUUAUGGAGAAGACAGCAAGACUGGCAGGCUGGGCAGUUAAGAUAGACAACCCAAUUUGACAUUUGCUAAUAAGAUGUGUAGAAGAUAACCGGCUAAGCCGUCAGCUGGUAUGGUGCUAGCAUCAGGAUCAGGUGAUGUAUAGCAGGCUGAGCUUGAGCUUGUGACCCGUCUGAACUAACACCAUGCUCAAUGUGUGGUGACGUUUUUCAGAUUAUACCAACAGUGAAGACAAAUCUACUUCUUGUGUGUGAGUCUCCUUUUCCUGUCCUUGACACCUCUCGUCUUCAGCAACUGACCAUAACAGGAAGUUGAUGGCUCCUUGUGGGCACAUCUUGUACUUUAAGGCCCUGAUACCACAGGUUACUUUUGAAUUGGAGAUAAGUAAGGACAACAAAUAUCAUACUGCACAUAGCUCAUAGUGCAGAGCUGCUUUGUAUGAAUGAAGCGGUGGAGGAGCGAUAUAUCUGCAGGGUAGUUUGUCUUGUAAAGGGAUUGAACUUGUGGCCUUUUAACUGCAAAGAUAAUGCCUCCACUGUUAUAUAUUUAGUCUGGACAGUCGGGCCCAAAUGGAAGACUUCCUAAUGCUUUAGCUGUGAUAUAUAUACUGCACUCAACUGCAUGGGGUGAAAGCCAAUUUCAACGUCUAAUGGUUUUCUCUCAGAGCUAUCAGUGUUUUAAGGGCUCUGAGAUUCUUGUUUUUUUCAUUGUUUUGCUUUGACUGUGUUUUGUUGCCUUCAUUUAAAAUUUGAGGAUAACCAGACUAUAGAAAUGAAUCUUUCUUCCUCUCUGUGUCUCUCAGGUUCCCAUCAGCUGAAUUCCUGAAGAUUUUAGACCAGUCCAAAGACCACCGCCCCCUCAGAGGAGUCCAGGUGGAUCAAAUAUUUCAUACUGUUUAAUAUUCAGUGUCAUCGUGUUAUACUCACACAGAUGCUUCAGUUUUAUCCUUGACAAUUUCCACUUUUUCUGCUCAGUCUAACAAUACUGUGUAUCAGCAAGAAUAUUACAAUAAUAAAGGGCUUACAUGCUGCCAUUGCAUAAAGUCAGGCAGUCCUAAAAACUGUAAUUUGAAGAAGAAAAAGGACAGUAGAUAUCCUUGUUAAAUAGAUUAUUUUUUAAAUUAUUUAUUUUUAAAAUCAUACUUUUAAAUCCUCCACAGUUUCACCAGGUUUGGUCUCAUCCCUCUCCUGUCGACUUCAUCUUCUAAGUCUUCUGCCAACGGAGGUCGGUCCAGCGUGUCAAGCUGGACGGAGGAGAGACGAGUGGGGCCGAGGGCCCGGCUUUCGUGCUGCGACACAGAACAUCCAACCUCAUCGAACACACCACAGAGGGCACGCCUCCAGAUCCCAUGAGUCCCCGGGAGAAGGAAGACACACCCACCUCAGGUUCUUCAACUAGUCACCUCAGCACCUCAGACUGCCUGUCACACAAUGGGGUGAGUGUCCAACGCUCAGACGCACACAUGCUUGCAGAUGCACACUGUCAUCUGGUUGGUUUAGAGUGCUGUGGCGUGGCAUGGGUCGAGUGGUCACACUGUAAAACUAUCUCACCAAAACACACACCCUCACGUGAAUAAUUAAAGAGGUGUGGAACAUACAAGCCCCUUCCCUGGUUUGCGUGAGAACAAGUAUAAACAGUUUUUUUUAUGGAUUAAAUCUGAAUCAAGAAAUCUUGAACAGCUGCAGGGGAAGAUAUUUAGAAGAAAGGAUUAGUCUUUGACCUCUUUACAUUAGUACAUCUACAAAUACAAAAGCCCGUGGUUCACACACAGCUCUAGAGAUGUGAGUUAUCCACCACACACACUUGUGUUCAUUUAGCACACUAAUAAGCAGUGCAGUUAAUUACCCAAACACAGAGUGUGCAACAUGUUUCAGCAUCAGUUUCCCUUUGAAGACCUGAUAUAUUUCCACUGAUCAAUAAAGCAGAUUAAACAGUAAAGUUAAUUAAACAUUAAAAGAAAAUCUGACCUCAUUUUGAAAAGAGGCUUUUCAGAGCAGCUUUUGUAAAGUUUGUUCUGAAAAGUUUUGGAACAACAAUGUGAGACUGUGAGUGCGUUUAAAAGAGCUGCACGGUGGUUUUCAGCUUUCUUUAAUCAAGUUAUCCUCAGAGCCUUGAGCGUCAAAUAUUAAAACAUGCAAAUCAAACACAGUUCUAAAACACAGGUGGCACACUUUUGGGCAAACAGUUCAGAAAAGAUGAACUCAUGAUUGCAAGAACAAGCAUGAAAACAAGUUAACUUCAAAUUUCACACAGUUCAGGAGCUGUAGCCGAAUCAGAGGAAACAACACGGUCAGUCCGCUCAGACUUUACAGAUAAGAAUCAGAAAUAAACACAUCCUUACUUUCAGUUGUGCGUUCGGCACCUCGCUCAGGGGCAGAACAACCCCUUCAUUUAUUAUUUUCAACACCCACACCAGCUUCAAGGCUUCACAAACUGAAAGAUGAGUCAUUUUGUGUGUUGGUAAUUAGCAGUGCAUUAUUAUCAAGGUUGGGUUCCGUUUUAGAUCCACUCUCCUGUCUACAGCCAUGUGGAUAUUCAGUGUGCUCCUCUAAAUAUAGACCUGUGAUGUCUAUAUACAGACGUCUUCCUGGAAGGAGUGCGAACACGUUGCCAAAACUCUGUGUGAAGAUCAUCUCAUGAAGACAACCUAUCGAACUGAUCAAACAGCGCGCUUGUGUUGCCUUUUGACUGUGCGUGUGUGUACAGACAAAGCUGCUGCGCUGUUGUUCGGUGCAAAAGGCAAUCGGCACAGACUGUUAAAGCUGAAACACAAUAGUGCUCAUGUGUGGGUUUUGUUCCUGCCUUUGUGAGCCUGUUACCUGAUGUAAAACAACACUGAUACCUGAGAGGAGUAUUUGGGGCCCCUGUCCUGGUCAGAGAGGCCAGGCUGUCUUAACACCCCAAAGGGCCCCCUUUGAAUUUUCCAGCAUUAGGGUGAGGUGAUAGCUUGUGUCUGAAAAUGUCUUUGUGAGUGUGCGGUUUAGCUUUGAGGUUAAUAUCACACAUCCUGUUUGCUGUCAGAUUGGAUUAUGUCUCUUUUACUACCGCAGUCUGUUUGUUUUUUCAUCUAUCACUUUAGUUUUCAAAGCUACAGGGAGGAUUUAGUUUAUUUUUCACAUUUGUGUCUUUCAUUUUCCUCCUUUCUUCUUUUCAAACUUGUUCCGUCUGCAGUCAAGUUUUCAACAGUUACAGGAAAACAGUUUUUAACAUAAUGUGAUUUUUCAGCGUGUACCUGCAUUGAUUUCCACGCCACUCAGGUGAAAAUGUUUCUUUGAGUCACUCAGAUAAAAACACAAAUAAAGCAAAACUGCAGGUAGACUUGCUAGGUUUGGAUAAAAGUUUGUACAAAUACAACAAAUGAGAACUUGAAACAUCUUCAAGUACACAAACACCACGUUCUGUUUAUCCUCCUAUUUACCAGAGAGUAGACAGACAGACAGACGGCUGUGUUUUUCACCUCUUACCAAGCAAAAAGAUAUUCCUCUGCAACUAUGAACCCAAACUCAGACACAAGAUCAAUAUUGUAUAAACAGACUCAAGUAAAAAAGAAAGGAGACGCUGAGCCAAAAACACAAGCGGUGCAAUUUUAUCACAGACAUGUACUCCUCACCCACCAGCAACACGAGGGAAAUAUCAACAAACAAAUACCAGCAAACAAUGAGAUUCUGUUCCUUUGAGUCCUCUGUACAUCCUCUCUUUGUGCAGUCGGCAUUUUUUUUAUGCUUUCAUGCAUUGACAUCUGGCCUCAGGUGGAUCGAACAACCAGAUUUGGCUUCCUCUCAUUGUACCUUUCACAUGCUGUCCUGGCAUUAUCAUCAUCGUCAUCAUCAUCAUCAUCACAAUGCAUUCAGCUAUCGGACAUGUAAGGGCUUAAAAUCUGAACCUCUACCAGCCUCAGCUGUUCUGUUGAACUUCUUCAUAUGCCACUACGUCUGACGGGUUGCAAAAGCUUUACAUGAUGUUAUAAUCAGAAGCUAAGUUCACUUGAGACUAGAAGAUGAGGAAACAACUCAGCUGGCUUUGUCUGAAAAUGACGAACCUUCUCUCCUAUAACUUCCUUUUUUAACUUUUUUUGUCUCCUUUGUUCUUGGAGGGCAAAAAACAAUGAGAAAUAGUUUUGUCACAUGGAUAGCAGCAGAAAGUUUUUGAUUAGGGUCAUCAGAGUUCGUUUUAGGGGACAUCCUACGCUGACCAGCAGGAUUCAAAAGUCCCUCAAAGAGCUCUAAAGACCACAUGGCCCCUUGACUCCAACACUGUGAUCCAGCCCCAGUUUGACAUCCAUUAUCUCAUCUAGUGCCAUAAGGGAAAAUGAAAGAGCAGCCUUAAAGUGGCUGUGAAUUAAGUGUUAAUAUCCCUCCAUCUGUGAAAACAAAAUCUGUUAUUGUGUUGCCAUGUCAACACACAUAUCUGCGUCUUUCCUCAUGGUCAUGAGUUUGAGCAGAGAGAACAGUUUGUCUCAUGGAAGCUCGAACACACUGCCUGCUUUAUUACAAAGGUCUGUGUGUGUGAGAGCGGGAGUGUCUGUGUGUUGGGAACAUACUGUCAGUUUUUGAAGGCCUUGGCUGCUUUUCCAAACUGUUAUCAUCCCAAGAGAGCAUUGUGCAUGUAUGAGUCACAUGUCGAACCUCUCCGUCUGUGUAGUGCAGGGGUUAUUGUGUACAAGGGUGAGCGUUGGUCCGUUACAAGUCCACACUCUGCUCUCAUUGGUCUGCAGAGUUUCAGCUAAUUUCUUAUUGGCUGGUGUCAGUUUCCUUGAUUCCGCCCUCAAGCUGCCAACAUGUGACUGUGUUUACAUUGAGUCCAAAGUCCAUUGUUUUCCUGAAAGAUGAGACUUUUUCAUCAAAAUCCUCUGUGAGUAAUUGUUUGCAGCGUUUCAGGUGUGUGUGCGUGCUCACUCUCAUUAUUCAGGUUAAACUCAUUAGUCAGGUCUACGUACAGAAUGGAUAAUGAGUCUAAGGGGAUAUAUGUUUUUGUGUUACUUUGUGAGACAGAGGGAGGGAGAGGUCUAUGGGGGCUUUUAAGAAAAACUGCCUUGUUUAAUCUUGAGGUUAUCGGGGUCUCGAGGGAUUUCCUUCCCCCCUCUGUUGUUUUGGUCCCGAGUAUAUCAUGCAGGACUGAAUAAAAGCUCACUCGUUUGUUUUUCUUGGUUUGUCCCACAAGCACUCAUUUCCUAUCCUUGUUUCCUUGGUCCGUCCUCUGAUGUAGCUUUAUACUCUUUAUUUUUUUGUUAUUAUUUUUAGGAACAUUUGGCGAGCAUCCAAAUCAGACAUGUAAAACAUAUUUUUGAAUAUGUGAGGAGUGAUGCUGUUCUUACAAGUCAGUGACUCAUUUAAAGCUCCUGUGAGGAGCAUGUUUUUGCCAAUUGUGGUCCUCCCUGUAGACACAUCAUAUCUCUUUGCAGAUUUUGUCCUGUUUGUGCCUACUAAGUAUUUUCUAACAAAAAACUCAUCCUACUUAUAUAUUGUUCAUACUUCCUGUUGACAAUGUGGAAAAAUGCUGUUUCUCCAAGAUACUGUCUAUCACCUUGUCUGACACUGACCCCCGUGGAGCCAAUCCAGGCAUUAAAAAUUUCCAUAUUAAGAUUUUUGAUGAAGGUUUUGAUGGGGUUGUUUGCUUCUAUUGAUGUUGAAAAGGCAUCAGUAUCACUUUAAAAACUCCUCACUGUGGCUUUAAGAAAAUUAAGUAAAAUCAGGCCUAAGUGGAGGAAUGUAUUUAAUCAAUUUUUUCCAAAGUGAGUUAGAUCAUUCUGGUUUAUGAUUGACAAAAGGUCUUACUCUUUAAUUGUCUCUCUAUAACCUCCAAAAAGCAAACAAGACCUUUGGUGACAACAUUGAAUUGUUCUAAAUGAUCAUUUGUGAUACUCAUAGUAGUGAGACAACUAGCAGCCUCAGAAAACAGCUUUUAUUUACAUUUUACAGGGCAAAUACUCCCACUGAGAAGCACAUUUGGCUAUUAGAGGACGGGAGACUUUUUGUCGCUAAAGGCAGCUUUAACACGGGGACCUCAGAAGACUUAUCAUUUGGUGGCACAGGGGGGCACCAAGAUGGCUCAAUCCACUAUGUUUGACACAGUAGCUUUAAAUCGUUACAGGAUCGAUGACUUUUUUAUUUCACACUUUAAAAUAACAACUUUCAUCUUGUAGCGUUGUCUUAGUUGAUGCCCAAUGAUAAGAAAAAAAUGAUGUGUUUAGGUGAAAAAUGAAACGUAUUCGGUCAGAUGACUGUGUCAUCUCACCAUGCCCUUGCUCAGGGUGUGCCUGCACCGCUCUGAUAAGGCCAUUUAUCCUCUUUAUCAGAUGCACGUUCUACUAAAGCCACGGACACACCAUACAACAUGUGCGCAGUCCUGCUCGGACAUAACACACUGUAUGUACAGGAAACUGGGUUUAUUUGGAGAUAGAGUGAUUUAAGAAGUUCAUUAUUUGGUGCUUCUUUAUAGAAUCUACUUUAGAAAUAAAUGUUUAAAGAAUUUAGCUCCACAACGACAAUAUUUUUAAUGAUAGUGUAGGACCUGUAGUUUUUAAAAUUGUUUUUACUCUAAGCGAGGUAAUUGUCCUCUUGGUCUUUCAUAAAUUUGUGAUAGGGAAAAUAGUCAUUAGCUACAGAGCUUGUUGUCUGGAUAAUUUCUGAGCAUAUCAGCUUGUUUUCGUGUAAACUGUAAAUACAGGGUGGAGUAAUAAACUCCUAACAGCCGUUUUAAUUAACGACCACAAGUGGAAACAUGCAGUGUAAGUAUGACUAGUUAAAUUCUCAAACACUCCCUCUGGAGCCAAACGUUUCCUUUGAUACACAACCAAAUAAAUGUUGAAACAAUUCCCUCAGGCGUUUCCCAGGAACUCCUUUCCUUGAAAACCUAAACAGACCAACGCUAAAACAUGAUAACACUCGAGCUGACAUAAACGCACGUGGCUGUUACUGUGUGUUAGACGAGGGCGAGCCGGGCUGCACUGACCUCCAGACUCUUUUAGUCAUACAUGAUGAGCUGUUACAAUCAGAGCUGAGGAUGGACACAUCCAGAGGAAUGGGAUCAUGUCCUUACACAAACACACACAAACACUCACACACACACACUUUCACACUGGGGGAAAUUUGACUCCAUAACCUCUGCCAUAACGGCUUGUUGGAGACUGGACUGCUGGGGUUGAGUCACGUGUGGAAGAGGAGGUGUUUGUGUGUUUGUGUUUGUGUGUGUGUGUGUGUGUGUGUGUGUGUGUGUGUGUGUGUGUGUGUGUGUGUGUGUGUGUGUGUGUGUGUGUGUGUGUGUGUGUGUGUGUGUGUAAGCAUUCAGUGUGUAAGGGAUAGCCUGUGUUUCUACGAAGCCACUUCUCCUUUUACCAGCUAUGAUUUUAGCAACUUCAGCCCAACCUGCUCGGCAUCACCUGCUGCUAAACCUCAACACCCCAGCUUUCACAGUUUGGAUUUAGUUAAACACAGCUGAGCAGAUGUUUCACUGCAGAAAAAGCAGUUUCUUUUCUGUCUCUCAAGCUGCCAGAUGGUUGUUUUUUUCAGAAUUUCAGCCACAGCUUCCUCCUAUGAAACCUCUGCGCGUUUCAUAUGGUACCAAGGCAGCUCGAUACUGUCUAACAGACUCUUUCACACCGUUACAACAUCAUGUCUCUGUUGUCCGUGAGCACCAUGGUUUUUUUUGCAUGGUCAGCCUUUCAUGAGGUAAUUUUUUUAUUAUCUUUGAAACAAAACGAUUGUCAGCAAGUCGAAUGGUGUCUAGAAGUGUUCUUGGGUAGGAAAAAAGGUAUUUUAUAGCAGCCGAAGAGCCUCACAUAGUCAUAAAAACUGAUGCCACUACAGUCAAUGUAGAUUUAGGAAAAGUAACCACUGAUUUAAAAGUGAUCAACAUAACAGUCUUAAUGUAAUGUCAUAAGAAAAAAAAACUCAGACAAAAACAGGUUUGGUUUUCAUUAAUGGGACAGUGACAGGACAAAACGGUUUUACUCGGACCAGCAGACAUUUAAAAUUCGCCGGUUUGUCACCACUGCAUUGCACAAUAACACCAAACUUGGCGAUGGUUUGCACAUGACAGCAAUGUGCAGAUAGAUCUCACACAUUACUAUCAGUGUGAUCAGUUUUGUUAUACCAGCCAUACUAGCUUACAUAGAAGCUAAUCAAGACUGCUUGUGUUUCUUGUUUUGGUUCACUGCUGUAUUAGAAGAGCUUGUGUUAUGCCAUUCAUUAUAACUUGUAAAAGCUAAUUGAGAUGUUGGAGUAAAGUGGACUUUUAACAAGAAGAUGAGUGUGGCUGCAUUGUGGUUCAGUAAAAGUUUUUUUUUUUUCCAACAAAUGGGUGGCUGAACAUAAAUCAUGUAAAUGUACAAGGUUAGUGGCUAACUGCUUCUCAUUUAUCUGCAUCUCUUUUAUGACUCAUGUUUCUUAUUUCACUGAGCGUGAGUGUGACACACUGUCCCUGAUGUGUUUACUGUUACAGUGCGCUCGCUGCCUGUAUGUCAUGUGUGAAAGAGAAGUGCGUGUGCUUUACCCCAGUUUCAUCCAUGCAGGUAUGAAUGUGCUGGGUUCACCUUUGUAAUCAUUGUGCACUCAGAGGACACCUUCUUUAUCUCACACAUACACACACACACAAACAUACACACACACACAUACAAAGGGUUAUUCACACCGUUUAAGAAUAACUUCACAAUCCACUGUGAGGCUGACCGAAGCUGGAUCCAGGCUUACACCUACAUUACAUGCAUGCAUGGACACACAUGAGAGGCUAUUACUGACACACACAUACACACGCACACACACACAUACACACAUAAAGACCGCAGAGCACACGUGACUACUUGGCAGUCACCCACAUACCCUCUGCUCACAUAGUGUACUCCAUCACUGACGCUUAACCUCACACAUUAUCACACACAUACACACAAUAAUCGAUGCCAGGUGUCGCCUUUAUCUCUGCUUUCAGAGAGUGGAUUUAUGAGGACAUGGUAAUACAGGUGUGAUCAGAAUCCUGUCUGUCACAAUUGGAAUCAGACACACACACACACACACACACUUCCAGUUACGUGGCAAAUAGCUGAGGCUUUUGGAAACUCGAAGCAUCAGCUGUUUCCAGUUUCUUGACUGUGUGAAAUCUGUGAAUAAAUCGUGGUGUGAGAUAUUUAACACACACAAGCAAAAACCAUGCAUGCAGUUGGAGUGUAUUUUGCUGUUGGGUAUUUAAAAAUGGGUUAGUCAUGCAUUAUAUAUACGAGAGGACCUCUCUUUCUCUCUUUUUCUACACUUCUUUGUCUGUCUGUCUCGCUGCUUUCUUUUAAUUUCCUCACUCUUGUCUCUCUUUUGUUCCUUCUCCUCUUCCUCCCCCUCCUCCUCAUCCUCCUUUAAACAGAAAAACAUCUUCGCUAAUCACUCCCUCACAGCAGAAUGAGGCGAGCAUGCAGCCAGAAUAGUGUGUGUGUGUUUUUCUUUAAUUAUUGACAUGUGUUUUUGUCCUCAACCCUGCAGAAUAGUAUUGUUUUGCUUACCUGACUCCACACACAACAAUCAAUACUUUGGAGUGCAUCGGUUCAUCUGUGUAUGUGUGGGUCUGAAUGUGUGUGUGUGUGAGGGUUUGUUUGUGUGUCAUUUAUGAUGAAUGAUUGUGUAUUUAUCACAGAGCACAAGUCAUAUUAGCUCUGCGCCCGGCUCCCCAGCUGUGACAGCUUUUGUGUUAGACCGGAUUCACCCAGUCUGUUCGAUCCUCUGUUUAAGAUUUGACACAGCGUGUUCAGUCAGAGAUCAGCUCCUUUUUCCUAAAAAUACACUCUUUCACGUGAGUGCUCGCUCAUCAGAAUAAAACUGAUAUGAUCUCAUCUGGUUAAAAACAGACAAGAAAUCCAAAUGAUAUCAGUUCCUUUUAAUGAACUUGUUUGUGUGGUUAGAGCGGUCCUUUUCUGCUCUAUUUCAGGCUUAAAUGGUUACAAGUUGAAACCAGACAGUGAGGUGAUCACUGACAGAGAGCAGUCAAGAAUAUUCAGUCAUGUCAUUUGUAGAUAUUUACAUAAUCACUUGGCGUUUGUCAUAAAAAGAAAAACUAACUUUGCUUUAACAAUUACAUAAUCAGACACGUGCUCCCUUAUCAGCAGCGCUGUUGCCUGUUACUCGAGCAAAACUUUUCAAAUGCCAUGCUUUUACCAUGCUGGGAGGUGUCUGGUCAUGUUUAUAUGAACAGAAACUUUGCUCUAUGUCUUUAUUCCUCAAUUUUCAUACUAAUUUAAUCACUUUAUGGCUAUAGAUCACUGCAGCGUUCUGUGAAACUCUCUGCAAAUGUCAGUUCUUGUCUGUUUAUAAAUGGGGAGAUUUCAUGGUAGAGGUUGUGAAGGAGGGCGAGGCAGAGGCAGAACUAUGAACGACCUCAGCUGCAAGUAAACAAAAUCUUCCUGCACUUUUCUGCAGAGAUGUGAAUGUGAUGAAAGAGGAUAACAUUGUUGCCUUUAAUACGGUUAAACAACAAAAUAAUAGAAAAUGUUUUGUUGUAAAGCAUGUGCUGUUGAAGAAGAUUGAAGUAUCAAGUAUUUUGACAAUCUUGGUUCACAGGGAUGAGUAUUUCGUGCCUCUGCAUUUGAAGACAGCGGGUUUAAGCUGCAUAAAGAAAAUCCAAGCUGUGUUGGCUCCAUAUGAUGAUGCAGAGCUGCAGGAGGCUGCAGCAGAGGGCAUGAGUGAACAAUGAUGCCUUCAAAAGUCAAAGAGAGCCCCGAUCCAUGGCUUUAAGAUAUAUUACGUAUGCUGUCUUGAAAUGAAAGUCGGAGCACCUUGAAGGCAUCUCAGUUCAAAAACAAUUUACUACCUCGCAGCACAAUUGCUGUCACAGUGAAGAAGUCUUUGCUGUUAUUGUAGAACAAAAUGUGACGAGACGAUUUACUGAUCCAGCUCAUUUCUCUGGGCCACAACUUACAGAACUGUAACAACGACAAAUAAUACUACCGAUCCUCAACAAUCACACGCCACACCAGGAAUGAUGAAGAACAUAGUGAGACACAGAGAUAGAUAUUUAUAAUCAUGUUUCAUCAUUGGUCUCUGAGGAAGAUCUCUGGUCAGGUGCAGGUGAUGCAGAGUGAUCAAUGAUGAACCUGGAAGGAACUUCUCCUGUCAGGUUGAAUUUCAUUUGCAUGAGAGAGUGAGAUUAUGCAAGCUCGAAUCAAUGGAGACACACACUCUUCUCAAGUCUGCAUCACGUGGUCUCCUCAAACUAAAGGUCAUCUUUCUCGCCUUUAACCCACAAUGUUUCAUCUGUUAAAGAUAAAAUGCCCACAGACAUUAACAUUCUGAGAUUUUGAAGCUUUAAAAACUAAUAUUCACCAAAGUGUCCCUGUAGCUCUGUUCUCAAACUGUGCCUGUUUUCUGUUUGUGUUCAGGACGUCCCAGAGUGUGAAGAGGACAGAAGAAAAAAUGAAGAGGACGACAGAGGAAGAGGAGGAUCGGAGAAGGAGGAGGAGGAUGAGAAGAGCAGCGACGAAGGGUUUAUGGGAAUGACUCCGCUGCUGCAGGCUCACCACGCCAUGGAGAGGAUGGAGGAGUUUGUACACAAGGUAACACACACAAAGACACACACUGUAGCUGCGGUGUCGGGUAAUUGUGAAUGGACUGUGUUCUUUAUUUCCCUUUUUUAGUAUGAAUAUUUCCCCACACCUUUAUUCCCACCACCCACUGGAUUUGUUUAUCUUCCCUCCAGCUGUGUUUGUUUUACAGUGUUGGUUUUAUAACGGCAACACUCUGUAAAAGCACGUAGUAAAAAGAAGCUAUAAACCCAUAAAAACACAAUGAAAACAGAGCUGUGUACAAUGAGCAAACCUACACACUCUGCUUUAUUGUUUGACGAUAUUUAUAAAGAAAAUGUUUUAUUAAUUUGGCCACAACUUCAAAAUAUGAAAAUAUAUUGCAGUCACUUGCUAAAUGCGGGGUUGGAAAGAAAACAGCACAUUAUUAUGUUUCCACCUUUGACUUUGCCAGAAACUCUUAAAACAGAGUUGUAGUUCUGAGUUGUAGUUGCGUGUCAUUUUUAAUUUAAUAUGAAGUUAAUAAUGAUAAGUAGGCUAUCGUAAGGAGUUGUAGAGUGUCUAUUUGUGAGAUGGCUCUAAACUUGGACUGAUACUCAUGCACAAACACACACGAGGAGUGAGCAGAAAUUGCAGCCAGCAGGUUUUAAAUUAGGGAAAUGAAUCACUGAAGAGACAGUCCCUCUGUUCUCUCCAUAUCAGGCGCCGGUGUAUUUAUUUACAUCACUUGGCCCAAAUACUUUUCGUUUGACACUGAUACCUUCACUACAGACACACUCCUGAUUCCACACUGAAGGCCUCUCUUACAAACAGACACGCACUCACUGAAGGUCAUAGUUCACAGCUAUUCAGUAAACAAGCAGCUGCCUCUCAUGAAUGACAUUAAAAUUGAUGGGGGGGCAGGUUUUUAUAAGUAAUCCACUCACACGAACUCUCAGGUUAUUUCUAACAUCAUACACAUGAGUGCAAAAACCUGGUGAUUCAAUACAUAACCUUAAAUAGGGAUGGCGACAUGAUAUAUUACUGUACAUUAGGGUACUGGGAUAUCAUGAGCAGAUGAUAAGUGAUAUGUGUUAUUUUUAACCAAGAUAGUGUAUUGAUAGAAAAACUGUCCAAUAUGAAGAACACACAAUUUUCAUCAAAUUCACUUAGAGCAGAGCAGUUUAGAUUAAACACAAUAAAAAACGUAAUGUGAGAAAACAGAGUUUAGAAAAAGUUCUCCCAACUAAAGGACCAUCUUAGUUUACUUUUCUGUCUGAAUAAGUUUGUUUUCUUCCCCAAGAGAUGAUGUGAGUGAGAGCAUGUUCAUAUUUUCUUACACUCCUGAUACACAUGAUAGUUGAAAAUCUAAAAUAUGAACAUUUCCUUUUGUAAUCCUCUCUCAGAUGUGGGAGGGCAGGUGGCGAGUCAUACCUCACGACGUGCUCCCCGAUUGGCUGAAGGACAAUGACUUCCUGCUUCAUGGCCACAGGCCGCCAAUGCCUUCUUUCCGCGCCUGCUUUAAGAGCAUCUUCAGAAUCCACACAGAGACGGGAAACAUCUGGACACAUCUGCUCGGUAACUUUUAACCUAAACUCCAAAGUCAUGCGCUGAUUCACUGACUCUAACAAGGAAAGGUUACAAACACACAACAAAGUGCUGCAGCUGCGGGAAAAAUACAUGGCCAAUGAAAAUAAAAGGCACUUGUUUUUGGUUAGAGUUUAUGUAAUCUGUUGCUUCACUUGUUCUUGUUUUAUCCCACAUUAAUCUCCAAUGAACCAGGUCAGAUAACUAAUCUUACAUGAAUUGUCUUGACAGAAAACCUAAAAAAAACUCCUUUUUUUGACUGUAUAGGGCCAAUUUUAUAAGAAAACAAAGUCCUGAAAUCCUUUGAAUUCUUGGUCAUUGUAAUUAUUUUCUUAAUUUAGGCUGAGCGGUUUAAUUAUAAUGAGACAGAUUUGUAUCACUUUGUGUGUUUUGAAAAGCUGUUUGUUGUUCCCUAAACUUUAAGUCUGUUGUUAUUGUGCUUGAACUUCUUAUGAGCCAGUGCUGGUAUUCUUGUUGACAGUGUCGGUGUCUGCUUCCACCUUGUGGUCAGUCACUGAUACUACAACUAUUUACUGCUCUCAAAUGCCUGUUGGAAUCUAGUUGGAUUUUAUCAAUUGUACACAUCAUUAAUACUGUAUUUAUCAUAUUUUAGAUUUUGAAGGGAGGGAUGUGAGUGUAAAUAUUAAUUUCUUUCAGUUUUCUGUAUAGAAACAGCUGACAGCGUCUGUUUUAGGACAUGUUCGUUUUUUUCAUCUCCAUUAAUAUUUAAUCCUCACUUCUGCGUCUCUUUUCCUCCUCUCUCUCUUUGCAGGCUGUUUGUUUUUCCUCUGUCUGGGUCUCAUGUACAUGUUCAGGCCCAACAUGUCGUUCGUAGCUCCGGUCCAGGAGAAGGUGGUGAUAGGGAUGUUUUUCCUAGGCGCCAUCCUCUGCCUCUCCUUCUCCUGGCUCUUCCACACAGUCUACUGUCACUCUGAGGGCGUCUCCAGAGUUUUCUCCAAGUAUGUCACAUGCAGAAGUUACAGGUUGAGGGUCUGUGGGGGGAAAGAUUUCCUCGAAGCUGAUGAAAACUCUUGUGUUGUCUCUGUCCAGGUUGGACUACAGUGGCAUUGCCUUCCUCAUCAUGGGCUCGUUUGUCCCUUGGUUGUACUAUUCCUUCUACUGCUCCCCUCAGCCCUGCUUCAUCUACCUGAUAGUGGUGUGUGUCCUGGGACUGGCCGCCAUCACUGUCUCCCAGUGUGACUUCUUUGCCACGCCCCAGUACAGAGGAGUCAGAGCAGGUAGAGUGUUACAUAUACAGUAUCUUUUUAUUGUGUUGAGCUGCUCAGGUUGAUACUAAGAGAAUAAUUGUGUGAGCAAUGAUUCAUAUGAAUGGAAUAGGAGUUUUCAGUGGCUGAUUUUGGUCACAGAGUAGACUGAGUGAUAAAAAAUGUUUGAGACAGAUACCUCUGUUUAUUUUAAAGGGUAAAAAAUACAUGAAAAAGUAGGAAUGAAUCAUUUCAAUUAUUUACUGCUGGUACUCAAAAGGCAUUUUCCUUAAAAGAGAAAUAAUUUUAUUAAAUUAUACUUUAAAUUUAUGCUAAUUCUCGACCAAUUUUGAUAGGACUGCUUUUAGCAGAUAAUCUUUCAGGGCUUUGCCAGAAGUGAUGCAGGCCCAUUUGUGCCCCCUGUUGGCCUGUGCAGGUACAUCAAUUAGGAAACCUCAUGAAAACCACCCAAAACCAGCAGCAAAAUUCAUAAAAGAAGCAGAGAAAAAUGACCACGUUGUGAAGCAAGUUUGGCAUUUGGCUGCCAGAGAGCCAGUAAUUUCCCUCAGGAGGAAACUAAAACAAGUGUAAAUACUGGACAUAAAAUCUCCUUGUAUUGAUGUCUUACCUUUCCUUCACAAGACAAAAUUGUUGCACUCACAGUCCCUCUCCUCCUCUGUGUCCAGGAGUAUUUGUGGGUCUGGGUCUGAGUGGAGUUGUUCCCACGCUGCACUUUGUCAUCAGUGAGGGUCUGAUCAAAGCCACCACCAUCGGUCAGAUGGGCUGGCUACUCCUCAUGGCAACACUCUACAUCACAGGGGCCUGUUUGUACGCCGCUCGCAUCCCUGAGAGGUUCUUCCCUGGAAAGUGUGAUAUCUGGGUGAGUGUCUCAGAAACACACACAAUAUUCAGAAGUUCAAAGAGGUGUUUACUGACAAAGUAUAAGUGGGUCAUUAAAAGGUCAGAAUUAACCUACUAGCCCUCCAGUAUCAUUUUGAGAUAAAGUGCAUGUGAGUUAAUGUGGAAAAAGCAGCAGUUAAGCUCCUGGAGAUUUCACUCUGAUUAGCAAUCCACAAAGAAUUGGUGUUAAUCAGAGAUUCACUCAUGAAUUAAGAGGUUUCAUUCUCAAAAAAAUUCCCUAUAGGAGCUUUAAGUUGAGGUUAGUUUGACUUUGAACUCUCUGUUCACCCUCAUAUUCAACCCACACGUUCUGUCCUCUUCUUCAUCUCCCUCCAGUUCCACUCACAUCAGCUGUUCCACAUCUUGGUGGUCGCAGGGGCCUUUGUUCAUUUCCACGGGGUCUCCAACCUGCAGGAGUUUCGCUACACGGUGGGAGCGGGCUGCGCAGAGGACGGCGCUCUUUAACACCACCCACAUACACACUCACAUGCUGACUCACAUUCAGUCACACACACAUUUUACGGGGAGGCACUGGUUCUGAUAAUAUGCACAGAAGUAGAAACACACACAUGCAAACAAAGCCGCUCUCCCCCCAGACUGAAGACCCAGGUGGCCUGACCAAUGUGAGUCUGUGUGUGAUACACCAGGCAGCCACCCAGGGGGCGCCAUUACAACUGACAGUAGAGGGGCUUUGUGUCUCUUACUGUGUGUCUGUCUGUCCGAGCCCAUCUCCUCUGUCGCUUCACUUCAGACACGGUGCAUUUGACAAACCAGUCCCUGAGACUCUGCUCUUUCCUAAAUUCUCUCCGUUUGUUAAAGAGGAGGGCUGAGGCUUUCAAAACCUCCACACAAAAAUCCCCAACUUUCUUCUGUGUUGACUUCUGAUAUUUAAGAGUUUAAUGGUUUGAUUUGAAAAGGAAACAUAAUUGUGGCUUUAAAAAACAUUUUGGGGUGUUUUUUUUGCUGUUUUUCCAGGUUUAGAGCUUUCAAUUAUAAAAAAAAAAAGAAGAAAACAGAGUCUUUGGAUUUGUUCCAUGAUUGUGAUGGUAGCAGGGGGAGAUGCUAGAUGUUUGGGCGGGAAAUGGGGGGUAAUGGUCACUUUUAAAAGUAAAAAAAAGCAACUUUUUCCAUGUAAAUAAGAUUUCUAAAUUUUGGGUUAUAGAUUUGUAUGAAAUAUAUAUGAAAAAAAUAACAAAAAAUAUAAAACGAUGGCAAGAAUAAAUAAAUAUGUUAGAAGAUGAAUCCGUAAAAGAGGAGGAUGAAGAGGUGUUUUAACCACACUUGCUCAAGGAGGAGGUGCAGUAAAGAGUGUGAUACUUAAAAGCUGAGCUUGGAGGGAAGUGCUUCAAACAACUUCACGUAGUCCGUUUUUUUUAUGCAAAGAUGAGAGGUGCAGGUGAGGAGGGAUAAAAAAGGCACAACAUCUGAAUCUUAUCAAACCCACAGCAACAUGGAGACUUGCAGAAAUCUGUCCCUUUAUUUACUGCUCUGACCUAAAAACCUCAAAAGGAGACUCUCCCUCUCUCGGGUUUUCACCGGUUUCAUAAGUUAAGCAUUUGAGGUAAAAAUCAUGUUUUUAUAGAGUCGAGAUUUGUAGCCCCUUUUAUUUUUUGAAACCGUCAGAAAAAGAAUAAGUUCAUUUCUGUGUCGAUAAUAAGUUUAUUUCUUUUCUUUUACACAUAUAAGGACAUUUUAAAAACAGUGAUUUUAUAAUCAAGCCCUCAGAGUCAGAUAUAAAUGAUCUUAACUGCUGCAGUAUUACUACAGUACAGAUGUAUUUCAUUGCGGUCUUCCUCCUUUGUGACUCUUGAUUAGAUUUACCUCCAUAAAAACAACAAUACUCGAUCUGAAAACAGGUUUUGCGUUUUGAUUUGAUUGUAUUUUAUUUUAUCCACUGCUGUUUCUUUUGGUAUUUUUAUUAUUGUUAUCGCAAGCUUUAAUUUCACUCUCUUUUCCUUCUUUUUAUUUAUCUCUGGUUUCUCUCAGAUCAUCAAAAUAGCAAAAAAAAAAAAGAAAGUGUUUCAUGGCAAUACCAAAAUUCUACACCUUCACAAUGGAAACAGUUUAUUCAGAUCUGAUCAUAAACUGUGUGUGUAUGAUUGCUUGGAGUUGAAGUUUGCAAGUUUCCAUUCGUUGGCAGCUUUGACUGAACAGAAAGUUGAUCUGCUAUUGAAGUGGUCAGUGUUUCUCCCUCUUUGCAUCUUGGUUUUUCUUUUUCUUUUCUUCAUUUUCUGUUUUUAUUUGAUCUAAUUUAUUUCUCUUGGGGAGCGCAUACGUCUGUUGAAGCACACGUUCCGUUAGGAGGGGAGUGUUUGAUUGCAAUAGACCUUUAUAUCUGCUGUAUUGUUCUAAUAAAAAGGUUUUUGAAUCUGA